AUGGAUUCGAAAUUCGACCGUUCGAUGUUCAUCAGGCUCUUCAUAAUACAGUGUCUAGCACUUGUUUCUGUUUCUCAGAGUUUUGAUUUUUUCUAUUUUGUACAGCAGUGGCCGGGAUCUUACUGUGACACCGAGGCAAGUUGUUGCUAUCCAACGACAGGAAAACCUGCACGAGAAUUCGGCAUCCAUGGGCUUUGGCCUAAUUACAAUGACGGUUCUUAUCCAUCCAACUGUGAUUCUGACAACCCUUAUGAUGAAUCGAAGAUCUCGGACCUGAUAAGCAGACUGCAAGCAGAUUGGCCUACACUGGCAUGCCCCAGCGGGAAUGGCUCAAAGUUUUGGGCACAUGAGUGGAAUAAACAUGGGACAUGCUCCGAGUCCGUGCUUGACCAACAUGGCUACUUUGAGGCCUCUCUCAACCUCAAGGAAAACUUAGACAUCUUCCAAAUCCUUCAAAAUGCUGGAAUCCAAGCAGAUGGGAAUAUGUACAGCUUGAGCAGCAUAAAAGAAGCUAUAAAAUCAGCAAUUAGGUACACUCCUGGUAUAACAUGUAACGAAGAUGCAUCCGGGAAUAGCCAGCUUUAUGAGGUUUAUAUUUGUGUGGACACAUCUGGCUCAAAGCUUAUUGAAUGUCCAGUGCUCCCCGGGACGAAAUGCUCCUCCAAAAUUGAGUUCCCUUCCUUCUAG
This is a messenger RNA of Pyrus x bretschneideri (Chinese white pear), 687 nucleotides long. Its product is annotated as extracellular ribonuclease LE-like. The record is from RefSeq and is a predicted model, not a curated record. The transcript is spliced from 4 exons. NCBI's taxonomy places the organism in Eukaryota, Viridiplantae, Streptophyta, Magnoliopsida, Rosales, Rosaceae. Gene Ontology annotation, cellular component: extracellular region. Gene Ontology annotation, biological process: RNA catabolic process. The coding region runs from base 1 to 687 and encodes 228 amino acids. Gene Ontology annotation, molecular function: RNA binding; ribonuclease T2 activity.